GACGCGUCGAUUGCCAUUAAGUUUCACGUGGAAAGAGAGAAACAUCCGGAAAAGUUUAACAGCCGUAUGAAGAACAAGAUGUGGUACUUCGAGUUCGCCACUUCCGAGACAUUCUUCGCCACCUGCAAGAACUUACACGAAGACAUUGACAUUAUGUGCGAUGGCCAACAGUUGGACCUAAAGAGCGGUCCGUCACUGCAGGGAAUCGCUGUGUUGAACAUACCGUCCAUUUACGGCGGUUCUAACCUAUGGGGCGAUACUUCGAGUCAAAAGAAUAGAAAUAAAUUACUGACAAAAAAAAGGAGGAAAGAUAGGGAGCACUCGAGUACUAGUCUGUCGAGCGUUGAUCUGUCCAUCGCUGUCCAGGAUAUCGGCGACAAACUAAUCGAAGUGAUUGGUGUAGAGAAUUGCAUGCAUGUCGGUCAGGUCAAGGCUGGCCUCAGGGCAUCCGGACGACGACUGGCCCAAUGCAGUUGCGUUGUCAUCAGGACUAGAAAACGAUUUCCAAUGCAAAUCGAUGGCGAGCCGUGGAUUCAACCGCCCUGUACUAUUCAGAUCAGCCAUAAGAACCAAAUGCCCAUGCUGAUGGCCGCACCACCCGUACCAAAGUCACGAUCUGCCAUCUCUUUUAUCCGCAGGUGUUGUCGACAGUCGUCUAUAGAGGAAAUCGAUGACAUCGAGAACUCGACGUCUUAGCCCAUGUCUUGUUAUGUUUGGCCAACAAAUU
Messenger RNA from Medioppia subpectinata, 727 nucleotides. NCBI's taxonomy places the organism in Eukaryota, Metazoa, Arthropoda, Arachnida, Sarcoptiformes, Oppiidae. The record is from the annotation of a GenBank genome assembly.